UACUAGGUUUGAUUUUUUAGUGUAAAAAUAUGGUUUUUCGUUAAAGUGAACAGUAUCGUUAGCUUUUCGUUAAAACUCUCAAAAUAACACAAAAAAUGGGACCUAUCCCACUCAAAGCACUGUCGUUUCCAAAGUUAGACGACUUGUCGUUCAUUAAUUUGUCAAAGAUCCAAUGGGUUUGAAGAAGUUGCAGAAGCAGCAGAAGAAGCUGAAACAAGAAGCAAUCUGGGAAUGGAUGAAGAAGCUGAGAUGGGCAAUGGACGGCAGCUUCUGGGACCUCGACAUGUCGACACCGAGGACCCUCGACGGACUGGUCCGGCCGGUUCCCGGCGAUCCACUUCCUCUGGGCCUCACCCGUGGCGCCAAGCUCUCCAGGCCCAACCAAAUCGACUUCAUGCAGCGGUUCAUGCCCUCCCCCUUGGUCCCUUCCUACGCCCCCGCCAACGGCUUCACUCUCCAGCGAGUCCUCACCCUACCCAUUGGCGACAAUUGGUUCGGGACGUUUCUGGGUCAGUUCAAUGUGCAGCGGUUCAUCUCCGCCGUGAAAAAGAGCGGGAAGGAGGCGCCGCCGGACUCUGUAUCUUCGUGGAUGCAAAGCAUUGGAACCCACCUGCGUGAGAAGUCGUUGUACGCCCUUUCUUUCUGCUCUGAGUUUUGGCUAACACCCGAUGACACAUUGGUUUUGAGUGUGGACGGUUAUGGCGAUGACAAGAAGCCCCGAAAGAAAGCACUUUUUCAGCACAAGUUUCCUCAUCAUAAUUUGACAGUGGAGGCAGUUUGGCCCGGACUUUUCGUUGACAAACCCGGAAACUAUUGGGAUGUGCCAUUCUCAAUGUCACUUGAUCUGGCUUCGGUUGCUUCUGACUCCGGUGCCAGUUAUCAUGUAUGUGCACGUCAUAAUUCAGGGACUCCUGACCGGUUUGACGGUGGUCAGAGCGAUGGAGUUCCUGCUACUCUGCUUCCUGGUUUGUCUGUCACAAGUGCAUUUUCCUUUAAGAAGAACUUUGAGCUUUGGAGGAGUCAUGCUCAGAAGUUGAGAAUGGUCCAACCAUUUGAUAUAUUCCUUUCGAAUCCUCAUGUUUCGGCUUCAGGGAUUAUUGGUCCACUGCAUUUGCAGAAUUAUACAGGUAGUUGAUAAGGAAGGACUAGGGAAGGGAGAAGAUGAUGAGGUUUUCUAUAAGAACUAGUUAACACCCUUUUGCUUAUAUAAAGGAGGAACGCUUUUUCCGGAACUUAUUAGGAAAGAAACACUCAGUUGUAGCAUUAAUAAUAAAAAUGUUUGCUCGUAAAUUGGGAUCAGGUAGUCCUGUGUGCUUUGCCAUCGAAUGCAAUUUUUGUCAGAUUUGUCUACCGGCAUGUACUCUUACGGUGCAGAGUAGGGGAUGAUUGUGUGCAGAAGUUGCAGUAUAAUUUUGCUUAUGUUCGUUAUUAACAACAACAACAACAACAACAAAGCCUUUUCCCACUAAGUGGGGUCGGCUAUAUGAAUCCUAGAACGCCAUUGCGCUCGGUUUUGUGUCAUGUCAUCCGUUAGAUCCAAGUACUCU
Molecule: messenger RNA, 1547 nt
Organism: Malus domestica (apple)
Lineage: Eukaryota; Viridiplantae; Streptophyta; Magnoliopsida; Rosales; Rosaceae
Product: protein TRIGALACTOSYLDIACYLGLYCEROL 4, chloroplastic-like
Biological process (GO): acylglycerol transport; ER to chloroplast lipid transport
Cellular component (GO): chloroplast envelope
Molecular function (GO): phosphatidic acid binding
Source: RefSeq, a predicted model, not a curated record